UUUCUGUUUGAUGGCCUCCUCAAGUGGGAAAGGUGAAAAAACGUCUAAAUUUGAGACUUUGAAACUUUUGGAGAAAUGCAGCAAGGAACGAGACGACGCCAUGCACAGGGAGAGCGCUCUCAGGGAGAAGCUGCGGCAGUACGAGUCAAGAUGGCGCUCUACCGAUGCUGUGAGGCAGAAACUGAAGACCUUCACCGUGGACAACAAGGAGCUGAGGAAACAAGUGAAGGCUCUUCGCACUGAGAUCGGACUUGAGUGCAGCCCCAAGUUCAACGGCAAGACCACGAAGGACAUAAUCAAUGACCUGCACGAGAAGGAGCGUGACUGCAGCUGCUUGGUGGAGAAGGCCGGGAAGCUGAGCCUGACCAUCGACGAGUUGACCUCAGAGUUGGCGAAUACGGUCACUUCUAAAACUCUGUUGGAAGACCAGGUCCAGUCGCUGCAGCAGAACCUCAAGGACAUGACCAACAAUCAGCGGCGUCUGCUGAAGUUGUGGGAAGACAAGAAGGCGCAGAGGGAGCAGCUGGCCCUGCCGGCCAUCGCACAAAGGCCCGUGCAGAAACCAUUUGUCGACAAAGCAACGCAAACCGACAUGUCCAUCGGCUCGUCCCAGAAGCUCCCGGUCAACGCUUUCGAGACCAAGCCGUUCACCCGGGACAACGACAAAAAGACUCUUUAUGAUAAACACACUUUCCCAUCGUAUGCCAACGGCUAUCAGCACGACAAGAAGUCUUUCGUGUACGAUGACACGAAAGGGAUUCAGAACUGAAAGAGAUACAGCCCAUAACACUCUGCUUUUUAGAAAUUGAAGCAAAUUGGUUAAUGUU
Messenger RNA from Pleuronectes platessa (European plaice), 827 nucleotides. RefSeq lists its product as uncharacterized. The transcript has a single exon. The coding region runs from base 11 to 769 and encodes 252 amino acids. Lineage: Eukaryota; Metazoa; Chordata; Actinopteri; Pleuronectiformes; Pleuronectidae. The record is from RefSeq and is a predicted model, not a curated record.